AUGUCCGCAAUGGACGGCAUGCAAAUGCCCAACGGAGAGGAGAUCGCGAGUAUUCUGUCGAGCAAAGGUCCCGUGGUGAAGUGUGUUCUUCUUAAGCAUAUGCGACCAACAGGGCGCGAUGUCAAGCCUCACCCGGCUAGUCCAAAAGCUGCGGAGGAGCAUAAACGAGAAGUCCUCGUUGAGUUAAUUGAGGAAAUCGAAAUUGAUACCACCCCAUCAAAGAGCGAAGUCAAAAAGGUUCUUGGGGGGCCUUUUACGUUCCUCGGGCAAUAUCCCGACGAAGGGAUAAUAUUGAUGGUGCGAAAGGAUCUUCCCGAUGACCUGGAGAUGCAGUCGACAAAGACGCUUCGCGACCUUUGUUUCGAUACAAAUAUUGACACAAAAUCUAUGGUAGAAAAACAAGAGCUUGUGAGCGCCCUUAUCGAUUCCCAGCUGCCUGUAAAUCCACAUUCGCUACAGCCACCCUUUGAUGGUGUCGUAGUUCGUGGUGACAUUCUCUUGAUGAAAGUUGCCGAAACAGACGAAUUCUUGGACGCGGACGGUCGCUCAAGCGGCGAAGCCAGCAUUGCAAUUCUGUCAAACGAAGACUUCUUCUUGCAUUAUACGAAAGCUCAGUGGGUCGCCUUCGCUUCCCGUACAGACGUCGUUGCCCCGGAAACACCGCAGCAUAACGACGACUCUUCGGCAAGCGAAGAUGAAGAGGGUGAAGAUGACGAAGACUUUGAUCUUCAAGAUGAGGAUGCCAGCGACGAGGACGCUAGUGAUGAGGAUCGCCAAGCAAUGUUAAACUUAAUAAUGGGGGAAGUUUUGAAAAAAUUUCGAUCAGAGAAUGGACGUGGCCCGAACACGGAAGAACUUCUCGAACUGCGGAGUCAGGUUGCCACUCAGCUCGGGGUUGAGGUUGCCAGCAUUGAUGCAGAACAAGACAGAAAGCGAGAAAUCAAAGACGAAGACCGCGCCCAUAUCCAAAAGAAGGUAAAAUUUACUUCGCCUGAGGAAAAGGGAAUCGCAGAAGAAAAAGAUUCGAACGCAGUGGCUGAAAGUCAACCGGAAGAUAAAUAAUUUUCAGACGUUUCAUUCGUCGCCCUUUUAUAAUGAAUGGGUUCUUGGUUCAAAACGUGUGUCUUUAGAAGCAAUUAUAUUCUCAUGUCUCAGGGAGCGCACGCUUUUUAGCAAUCGACGCAUUCUUCCCAAGAUAGAGUCGUGAGGAAUCUAAUGGUCCAUUGGGAACGGCUCCUCCCCCACGCGAUUUUCUUGCUCUCACUGGGACGCUCUUUGAAUGUGUAGGGAUUUCUUGGUCUAGCAGGAACUGUGCGAUACGUUCUUGGGCUUGGAGGAGCUGCUCCAAGAGCUCCAGUUUCUCUUUUUCGUCCUCUGAUUGUUCUGUUAUUUUUCCACCGGUAUCAUUUCCUAAACUUUUUUCCGUCGACGAUGCCUUUUCCUGCGCUAAAGUAAUUUCCUUGACUUGCCUCUUCAAUUCAGCUAUCUCCUCUGCUUUUUUUCGGCUUAGCUCUUCGAUUGCCUGCAAUUUAUCUUCCUCGGUUCUUCGAAGAAAUUCCUGUACAGCUAUGUUUCUUGUUUCCUCUGGUGUACUUCGUAGGAUUGGCAAACGCAAUGAUUUACGUUUGAUAUAUGUGCAGUAAAACCCACUUGAACAUGGAAUAUGCAUCGCAAAAAUUAACACCGCUGUAGUCUUCAUGUUGUUGUAGCCCAACAAAGCCACAACAAUGAAAAUUGCAGAAAUUAGAAAACGGCUUUCGGCUACCCUCUGUCUGC
Phaeodactylum tricornutum CCAP 1055/1 is the source of this 1776-nucleotide messenger RNA. RefSeq lists its product with no specific name. The coding region runs from base 1 to 1062 and encodes 353 amino acids. The transcript has a single exon. The record is from RefSeq and is a predicted model, not a curated record. NCBI's taxonomy places the organism in Eukaryota, Bacillariophyta, Bacillariophyceae, Surirellales, Neidiaceae.